This is a messenger RNA of Staurois parvus, 333 nucleotides long. The record is from the annotation of a GenBank genome assembly. NCBI's taxonomy places the organism in Eukaryota, Metazoa, Chordata, Amphibia, Anura, Ranidae.
GAAACUAACGACCGGAAGUAUAGUAACCCUGUCUACCCCUGGAUGCAGAGAGCCAACUCCUGCGCUGGUACAGUGUACGGCAGCCACGGCAGGAGGGGAAGACAAACUUAUACUAGAUAUCAGACUUUAGAGCUGGAGAAAGAAUUCCAUUUCAAUAGAUACCUGACCAGGAGGAGGAGGAUUGAAAUAGCGAAUGCUCUCUGCCUCACAGAACGACAGAUUAAAAUUUGGUUUCAAAACAGGAGAAUGAAAUGGAAGAAAGAAAGCAAGAUUAUUAAUUCUUCCCAACCCAACAGCGACCCAGCAGAGGACAAGCCAGUCAAUGAAAGUUAA